Messenger RNA from Ostrinia furnacalis (Asian corn borer), 2770 nucleotides. RefSeq names its product glutamate receptor ionotropic, kainate 2. Gene Ontology annotation, cellular component: membrane. Gene Ontology annotation, biological process: monoatomic ion transport. The coding region runs from base 159 to 2741 and encodes 860 amino acids. The transcript has 15 exons. NCBI's taxonomy places the organism in Eukaryota, Metazoa, Arthropoda, Insecta, Lepidoptera, Crambidae. Gene Ontology annotation, molecular function: ligand-gated monoatomic ion channel activity; signaling receptor activity. The record is from RefSeq and is a predicted model, not a curated record.
AAUACGUGACAGUUGUAUUAACUGCUCUCAUUUUGAGAUAUACAGAAGGAGUGUUCCGGAAUUAUGAGUCCCUCAAGACCACUAUUAAUAUUGGAGCCAUCUUCCCUCCAAACACUGUUACCGAGGUGGCAUUUGCUUCUGCCCUUACUCGCGCGUCGAUGGAAAGUGAACGCUUCCAUUUUGUCCUGAAACCACUUUACGCUCCUUACGGCGACAGCUUCGCCGCUUCGAAGGCCGCAUGUGAGCUAAUUGCUGGAGGGGUCAUAGCAAUAUUUGGACCUACCGAUAUUACCUCAGCCUCUGUCGUGGACGCUCGUUGUAGAGCUGCUAAAAUACCCUUUAUUCAGGCAAUAUGGCGCCCACCGCCUGUUCGCGGUCUUCAGCCACCGACGCCGCCUGGCAUCAAUUUAUACCCUGAGGCAGUAGCUCUUUCCAAAGCCGUAGCUCUCUUCAUAAAGGACAGCGAUUGGAACACAUACACGCUACUGUAUGACGAUGAUCAUGGCCUAAUAAGACUACAAGAAAUACUGAAAUAUGCUAAUCCUGAACACAAAUGGCUGGUACGGAGAUUGGUCCCCGGGGAAGACAACCGACCUUUACUAAAAACUUUGAAGGCUACAGGAGAAACCAGAGUUAUACUAGACUGUCCGGCCGAUAGAAUCAUGGAAUAUCUUCGCCAAGCAAACGAAGUUAAAUUUUUUGAAGAUUAUAUGAGCUAUGUACUGAUGUCACUUGAUGCGCAUACAUUGGAUUUAGAAGAACUGCGAUACAAUCUGUCGAAUGUAACUUGUCUAAAAAUUUUCGACCACGACGAUUCAAGGACGAGAUAUUAUUUAGCUGACUGGAAAAUUAGAGGUUCACCUGAUGUCAAAAUUCCUGGAGAAACUCACGAGAUCACUGUUGAAGCCGCUUUGGCUAGUGAUGCAGCAGUACUCAUAACAAAUGCCGUGGAAAGCGCACCAGAAGAAUUCAAAAUAGAAGCGCAACCAAUAGAAUGUGGAUCUGAAGAUGUAUGGGAAAUUGGAGAUGACUUUAUAAACCAUAUACUGACGAACCCCAUAGUAGGAAUAACAGGCAAGGUACUUGUUGAUAACGCCACUGGUGAACGCACCAAUUUUAACGUAGAUGUAAUGGAACUUUCUAAUAGCGGAUUCAAUAGCAUUGCCAAAUGGAAUGCAGAAACUGGUUUCGAAUACGCCAGAUCUGCUAACGAAGUAUCAGAUCUCCUAGCUGAAAAAUGGCAAAACAAAACAUUCAAAGUGGUAUCACGUAUCGGUGCACCAUAUCUUAUUGAAAAGGUUCCCGAAGAAGGAAAAGUCUUAGUUGGUAAUGAUCGAUACGAAGGGUAUUCAAAAGAUUUGAUACAUGAGAUAUUGAAGGAAACGCUGCAUCUGAAUUAUGAAAUUGAAAUUGUUCCUGGCAAUUUGUAUGGUUCUUAUAAUAAGGACACCAAGAAAUGGGACGGGCUUGUUGGACAUCUUUUGGAACGGAAAGCGGACUUGGCGAUUUGCGAUUUAACAAUAACAUACGAGCGAAGAUCUUACGUUGACUUCACCACACCUUUCAUGACGUUGGGUAUCAGUAUCUUGUAUUCGAAACCCACUCCUCCCGAACCUGAACUGUUCUCUUUCCUGAAACCAUUUUCAGUAGAUGUUUGGAUUUACAUGGCCGCUGCUUAUUUAAUGGUUUCUUUAUUACUUCACGUUUUAGCCAGAUUGGCUCCUAAUGACUGGGAAAAUCCACAUCCUUGUGACAAAUCUCCCGAAGAAUUAGAGAAUAUUUGGCAUAUCAAAAAUUCCUGCUGGCUGACUAUGGGAUCCAUCAUGACACAGGGAUCAGACAUUUUGCCGAAAGGAUAUUCUACUAGAUGGGUAUGCGGUAUGUGGUGGUUCUUUGCACUGAUUAUGUGUUCAUCCUAUACUGCAAACUUGGCUGCGUUCCUUACCAAUGCUGCUAUGGAUGAUUCGAUCAAAAGUGCUGAAGAUUUAGCAAUGCAAACUAAAAUAAAGUACGGAACCGUGGCUGGCGGAUCUACUUAUUCAUUCUUUAAGAGAUCAAAUGUAUCCACUUAUGCAAGAAUGUGGGCUGCAAUGGAAUCAGCUCGACCCUCGGUUUUCAUGAAAAACAACGACGAAGGUGUCGAAAGAGUGCUCAAGAGCAAACGGACGUACGCAUUCCUAAUGGAGUCCACGGCUAUCGAAUACCAACUCGAAAGACACUGCGAUCUAAUGCAAGUGGGGGGAUUACUCGAUUCUAAAGGUUAUGGAAUAGCUAUGCCAUUUUUUUCAUCAUACCGAACAGCUGUGGAUAACGCCGUCUUGAAAUUAGCCGAAGCUGGAAAAUUGGUAGAGCUCAAAAAUCGAUGGUGGAAAGCCCCUGAUACUGGAGCAUGUGAAGCUGAAGAAGAAGAAGAGGGAGCCAGUGCAGCUGAACUGGGUGUAGACAACGUUGGAGGGGUAUUCGUGGUGUUGGGAAUAGGAUGUGGUAUCGCAUCGGCUAUGGGCAUUUUCGAGUUCCUGUGGCAUAUCAGAGAAGUUGCCAUUGAACAAAAGAUGACACAGACUGAAGCGUUCUGGGCAGAGUUGGUAUUUGCCCUAAGCUUCUGGGAGACUGAGAAGCCCGUCGCCCACUCCAGGCCGACCUCCUCAGCCUCUGGUUCUGGUUCCAACGUAGCAUCUCGAGCGUCGUCCGUCCUAAGAUCCGCCGCUGAUCUGUUCCGAUUGGAUGUAUUUAAUAAAUAAUAGGCUUAAAAUAUUUUUUGAAUAGUUUA